Messenger RNA from Rotaria socialis, 1563 nucleotides. NCBI's taxonomy places the organism in Eukaryota, Metazoa, Rotifera, Eurotatoria, Philodinida, Philodinidae. The record is from the annotation of a GenBank genome assembly.
AUGUCGUCUAGCUUCGAAACACUACCCGAUGAGAUUCUCAUGAUUAUUAUUCGAUAUUCUGGCAAUUUUUAUUCCAUUUUUCGUACAUUUUGCGGUUUAAAUCAACGUCUCAAUCGAAUUCUUAUCGAUCGGCGAUUACAUCUUUUGACUGAUUUUCUUUGUAUCGAUAAUCACACUGCUGAUGCUGCUGAGUAUUACAACUCCCCAUUGUUUCGUGUGAUACUACAAAAAGUAUGUUCAUUACGUAGUCAUGAGCUUGAUACUGAACUGCGUUCGUGUUUUCAACAGUUAGUAUCAUUUCAUAUUCAUGGAAAAUAUAGACAACUUGAACAUGAAUUUAUAUCGAGUCGCGAACGGUUUCAAUCAAUACGUGCCAAUCUUCAUCCUGAUGAAAUAGAUCUUCAAGAUUCGACAUUAAAGAAAACAUUCAAUGAAUUUAACUCUACUUCAUCACAACUCGAAAUAGUUCAUCGUUUGAGAACUCUUGUUCUACAAACGGGUGCUCGUCUUGCACCCUAUAGUGCACAAGGAGCAUUCAAUCUAGCAGUUGCCAUUAAUCGAUAUUUAUUGGCUUAUUCAAGUACUCUUCGGGAUUCACAUCGAUCGCACGCUCAUUCCAUCGUAGAAAUGUUCAAAGCAUUGAUUAUCUCAAAUCCAAAUCUUGUACACAACGUAGAUGAUGGUGACAGAAGCGGUCCAAUAUAUCUCCUUUUAAUUGAUGGAAUUUAUCGACUAAAAUCUUUCUAUUCUUCUUCAUCAGCAAUUUCGAUCAAUGUACGAAGAUAUCAAGCGAUAAUAGAAUUAUUACUAUUUGUUAUUCAUUGUUUAAGACACGUCUUCAAUAGAACGUUUUCGUUAAUCAGUGAUCUUCUGAAUAAUUUUCAAUGCAUGAAUUCAAUUGACAAUGAUAUCGAUAAACAAAUAAUAAUUGAAACAAGUCAAAUAGAAAUAUGCAACAUUCUAUUCGAAGAAUUUUCUCGCAAAGAAUUAGUUCUCGAUGAAUAUUGGGAUCAUGCACCAUUAGAACGUGGAUUAAAAAACUUGAUGGUAACAAGUCGAGUUGAUGCUAUCCUAUCCGUCGGUCAUCAGGAAAAAUUCUUACAAGUGUUUUUUCAAUGCUCAGAUCAUGGUGUCAGAUUGCUUAAUAUGAUGACGAGAAAUCGAACAGGAAGAUUAUUAUUUCAGCGACUAUUAGAUGAAAAACAUCUGAAGUCAUGGUUUGCAAAUAUCAAAUUAUUAUUCAUUCUUCUAGAUAAAAAGGAACGUAAAUUAAUCAAGAAACUAUUACGGUUAAUACCAGCAUUAGUUCAAGAAAUCGAUGAUGAUAGCAAUGAUGCAUUACUGUAUAUUUGUCUUAAAGUAGCUGGCUGUCGACAUAAGCUAGUUGCAUUUUUAAUUCAGGUGGGAUGCGAUGUACAUCGAAAAAAUAUUCAUGGUGAACAUUUUUUUCAAGCUUUACAACUAAGAAAAAAUAGAACGUUACUUGAAAGAUUAAUUGAACAUGAAAUAAUCGUCAAGGAUGAUGAAACUGGACUGUUUCAAGUGACUUUCGGAGAGGGUUAA